AUGAAGUUCUUGAAGGCUCCUAAACGCGCUGCCAAGUUCAGGUGCGCUGGAGAAGCUCAUGAGCGCUCCAUUCAUGAUUAUGGGUUUCAAUAUGCUCCGUUAAUGGUUCGAGAUGUACUGGAGAAACUCAUGAGCGCUCCGUUCAUGAUUAUAGGUACCAAUGUUGCCGGAACAGGUAAUGUAAUAGCUUAUCUUCCGACCUCUGUGCCAACCGCUCAGCCCUCACAUGUCACUGCACGAAGCGAUUAUGGCGUUGAAAGAUUGACACUGAGCAUGCGCUCGCAGACACACUGGGUGAACUUGGCUUUCAAAUGGAUCUAUUUUACCUUCCUCGCGCUACAGUUUGUACUAGCUCUUGGUAACAGACCAAAGAGUGAACAGACAGCAUAUGCAAUCACACUACAGGUCUACAUCUUCCUGGCCGUUUACCUUCUCAUAUGUUCGUUUUGGCUAACCAGCAAGGCAUUCGCUAACAUUCUCAACGAACUGAAGAACAAUAGCGAAGGAGAUGCCUUUGGAGGCAAAGAAGUUCUGCGGGAUAGUUCAAGUUGGUGUUGCUCAGCGGACCGGAACCUUGUUGUUCUGAACACGAAGCCCGCAGAUUCGGUGCGCCUUCUCUCGCACUUCCACAGCUCUCACAUUCACCACUCGCAUCUACCUCUUACACCUCCCAACGCAUCUACCAAAUCUUCCAUAGUUCAUCUAAUGUCACAAAUGAGCAUCCAAAGUGAUGGCCCACCUUCUGAAGUAGGUGCCUUGAAAAGGCGGCUGGCUCUUUUGGAGGCGCAAAAUGCGGAGCUCCGCAAACUUCCAAUGGAAGAGAAAAGUGUACGCCUUCAUCUUGAGGGUCGGGUAAUCCGCAGACUCAUCUGCCUUACUGAACGUGUCGAAGACCUCAUCGCAGAGUUUGAUAGAUGCGUGACACUAGGUAUUGAGUUAGAUGACGAUGCUACUGUGAAUGACCUUGAGGACGACAGGAGGUACAGAUCAUACAAGAAAUUAGCUACUUGGUGCCCGUCUGUCCGUAGGCUCGUACACUCAGUGGUCGAGGAUAGCGAGCUCUCUUGUAUAUACAGCAAGUUAAAUAAGGGUGCUGAUGGAGCAAGGGCCAAUGAUACAACACAACUCAAAGUCACCAUUGCUUCAUGGUUGAUGCAAGCUACCCCACCGCCGAACCCUGUUAUUCAUGGGCAGAGCAAAAUGGGUCGUGGGUUCAAUAAUGAUGCAACCAGACGGCUUAAAUGCCCUGUAGAUUAUGACUGGAGUGACCCGGUUAUCCAACAAGGCAUCAGGGAUUAUCACCCUGAUUAUCAUGGUCUAUUCAAAGGGAAAUUACUUUUAAAGACAUUCAAAUACAUCUUCACGUCUCCUACCUCCACAGAGCUGGACGACCAAGAGCAGACCAGCCCGGCAAUGCUUUCCAUGCAGGGUCCUCCGAAGCAGCGAAGGACUGAUGGCGAGCGCCGAACUCAUUGCAAUGUUGCUGGGCUGUUGAACAUGAAAUCUGUUCAACCACGGUCAAUUGCAUAUGCAGCUGUGCAGCUUAGGUUUGCUUUGUCUAGCACAGGGUCAUGGUGUAUUGUAGAUGAUGAGUUCAACCAUCAAGAAUUCUAUGACAAUAUCGUUGACUUCCUUGAACUUGCUGCGACAUCAGAUGCAGUUAAGGAAGUUGAAGAUCUAUUACUUUGGUGGAAUCGCAAGGUUUUUGGACGCAAACAUGUGUCCGUCUAUCGCCCCCAAAGAACUGAACAGCUGUCUGUUGCUCGGUGUUCAAGCAGAUGUUAG
This is a messenger RNA of Suillus fuscotomentosus, 1785 nucleotides long. RefSeq lists its product as uncharacterized. The transcript is spliced from 18 exons. The record is from RefSeq and is a predicted model, not a curated record. Lineage: Eukaryota; Fungi; Basidiomycota; Agaricomycetes; Boletales; Suillaceae. The coding region runs from base 1 to 1785 and encodes 594 amino acids.